Messenger RNA from Wasmannia auropunctata (little fire ant), 1431 nucleotides. RefSeq lists its product as uncharacterized. NCBI's taxonomy places the organism in Eukaryota, Metazoa, Arthropoda, Insecta, Hymenoptera, Formicidae. Bases 146 to 1300 code for a protein of 384 amino acids. The record is from RefSeq and is a predicted model, not a curated record. The transcript has 7 exons.
UUACUUAUUAGUCGCGAGGGAAAAGUGAGGUUAUUUGAAUCGUUUACCUGAACUCGUCGAAGAUUUCGGUCGCUGCGACGAGCAUUCGAUUGUUCGGCGCCGUGCGCCUGUUAAAGAGAGCCGAUAAAUUCUCAGUUUAUAAGCUAUGCAGGCUGUCGACGAGGAGCGGGACGAGUCCGCGGAACUUCGUUCGAACGACAGCGAACGAGUCGAGAUCGUACGUACGGAAUUGAGGGAGGCUACCUUGAGCAAGAGGAAGGAGAAUCGCGUGUCCGCCUGGAACAGGAGUCGUACCAAUUUGGGAGAGUGUCCGGAGGUCGAGCCGUUUUCCGUCGAGCACGUCCACGAGAAGGUGAAGCUUCUCAAGAGGAAAAAAAUAACCCUCGUGGAUUACAGAUAUUUGCCCAAUGCUCUCAUUCAAUCGGAGGAGAACAUAAACGCCUUUUUAAAAGUAGAUCAAAGCCUGUCAGGCCUGGUGCGUGAUCUGUCCGGCAAUGAUCCGACUCUUCAAUUAUACGCAGCUAACUGCUGUUGUAAUAUUGCUCUGGGAAAUACAAAAGCAUGCACGGCAUUGGGAAAAGCAGUUGUUCCAUAUCUGGUUGUUAAGCUAGAAAGUUUAAAUUAUGCACUGCUGGAUGUUUGCAUUUGGACAAUCGGUAAUUUAGUUGCAGGAAGCGAUAAGGCUUUCUUUAUCUUGCACGCGCAACACUGUUUGAAGUACCUAAUUUUACUGUUACGCAAUUGUGACGACUCAAUCCUUCCUUCCGUGAUAUAUGCGCUCUUACAUUACGUACACGCGGGAUUUCAUAAGAUAUCAGAAACUGAAAUGUUGGAGCUCAUCCAAGUUAUUGUAAAACGGAAUCUCUUAUACGAAGAUCUGAAUUAUAUUUGGCUGUUAGCUUUAUUGUCUUCUUCGCCGAUAUGCAUUGAAUAUUUGCAUGCUAUUCUGCCACAAGUCGUGUAUUAUCUUUAUUUGACAUUUUCCAAUUCGGAUGGAAUGCUUCAAGUCAGCGAGAUUACAGCAUCCAUACAUAUACUGGCUAAUACAUUACAUAGUUCCUGCAAAGAUACGACAGAUAUUCUUUUAAGGAAUCCAAAGUACUCAAACGAGGAUCUGCAUCUUUUGUUGAAUAAAUUGUUAUCGCAUCCUUAUAUGCAUAUUAGAAGAGAAACUCUAUGGUUAAUAGGGAAUUUGUAUAAUCAUAAUAAAUCAUCCAGUGUUUGUAAAGAUAUAAGGAAUCUUAUACCUUUUUUAUCAGCACUGAAUCAGGCUUUCUCCUCAGUUGAAAAUUCUGUAUAAAUGCAAAUGUGCAUUAAAAUGACAUCUUCUUUAAAGAAAGGUACAAAUUUUCUUAAUGGAUCCGGGGAAGAAUAUCGAUUUCUUCCUAUGUCUUCUAUACACGGCACUUUGACGAUAUUGAAGUAUAUUUG